Messenger RNA from Ochlerotatus camptorhynchus, 5644 nucleotides. RefSeq names its product protein tweety-2. The record is from RefSeq and is a predicted model, not a curated record. Bases 1151 to 2809 code for a protein of 552 amino acids. NCBI's taxonomy places the organism in Eukaryota, Metazoa, Arthropoda, Insecta, Diptera, Culicidae. Gene Ontology annotation, cellular component: plasma membrane. The transcript has 8 exons. Gene Ontology annotation, molecular function: intracellularly calcium-gated chloride channel activity; volume-sensitive chloride channel activity.
GAAACGUGUGUGUUUGUUACGGAGUUGAGUCUGACCGUCGUGGUGACUGCGCCAUACCUCCACAAAAACCCAAGAAUACAGCAGCAAGCAAGCGAGUAAGAAAGCCAAAAUAAGGUGGGCUCCCCGUGGCUGGAGUGAAGUUGUGUCGGAUACGAAGAAAUCGGUUCUUCUGAAAGGGGUACGAUUAGGCUUUUUCGCGUGGAAUAGUUGUUUUGGGAUCUUGGGGUGUGCGGUGGCGAAAAAUGGCUCUGCCCAAACGAAGCCCGGAAGAAGAGAGUGGCUCCGGAAAGUGGUGAAAAUUUUUGCCUGUAGUGCAAAUCUCCGUGUGGAAAAAUAAGGAGGCUCGGGAAAAUUGAGGCCCCUCGGCUGCUGCUGCUGCUGCUACUGCUGCUACUAUUACUACUAGCUGGGUGUGUGUGUUUUGAUUUUUCCUCGGUAAAAGCAAAGAAGGCGACGACGACGACAACCACUAUUCAUGGCUUACUCUAGUUAGUAGUGCAGUGCUACUCCCGAGGGUCGUCUUGGAAGUUGAAGUGAAGUUCUUGUUCCCCCGCCUGCUUGGGCUCGGUCGUCGAGGGGUGUGUGCGGUGUGUAUUGAUUAAAGAGCCGCGACUCGCUGGCACGUACAACACUCGAGUGGAAGAAGUGUAAGAAGAAGAAGAAGAAGAAGAAGUAGGUGGGUGCCCUCGCUGGUCCUUAACCUCCCCGCGGCGGGCAUCGUGCAUCGUCUCCGAGUCGGAAGAGAAGUGCGUGCGAGAAGAUUGUCGUGUCCCAAAGGAGCAGCAGUGCGAAGUCAUUGAAGCAGAUACAAGGGGUUGAAAUAUACCUUGCGGAUGAAAAAGAAUAAGGUGUGAAAUUUCAAGUGUCUAGAGCGGAAAAUCAAUUCGAAAAGUGGCAAGCUGAGUUCCGAAAGCUUCCCGGAGUUGUGUGUGCGUGGAGGAAAAUCUGUCUCCGUAGUCGGUCGGAAAAUCCACAGCAAAUUGGAAUCCAUGUUGUGAUCGGAGCCUGUGACCCUGGGAGUGAGUGUGCGUGUAGGUACCGUCGAUUCAGAGCCGCAGCAUCCGCCGCAACCGGAAGUGAGAAGAUAAUAGCAAUUGUUCUGUCAAAAAUCUGUCACGUUUUUCUCGAGUGAGCCAAAUUUGUCACCGAUAUGGAUCCACCAGCAGCGCCAUCCUUUAUGGUCGAGUUGCUGCACUCGGUGCCGCACAUCAACAUCACCCUGCACCGGGUAAAUGACACCUUUAACCCGAACAGCACCAUCUACAUCGAGAGCUUGGGCAUACUGGCCUCGAUUCCGGCGGCUCUGCUGAUCAUCUCGUUGGUGUUCCUGCUGCUCUACCUGUUGACCAGAUGCUGCGACCGGAAACCGAGGAAACCGAAGUCGCACGGAUGCCAAAAGUGUACGCUGGUGUUCUUUGCCAUCGUGUGCUGCGCCGCCAUCGGGCUCGGACUGUACGGGAACGAUGAUCUGCACAAUGGAGUCCUGCAAAUCUUCAACUCCGGCCGGAAGAUCGAACGGUUGAUACUGAACGUUAGGAAUCAGACCGAGAUGGUGAAGCAGAAUCUCAAAACCAAGGUGGUCCUGUCGGAGCUGGAGGCCAAGUUCGAUCAGCCACCGCAGUUGUACAACCAAACGGCCCAGUACCUGCUGCAGGACACGGUCAAGAUGGUCAAGGACAACACGACGCUGGCGAUCAACGCGCUGGAAACGGUCGUCUACCUGACGCGGCCCUCGUACUCGGAUAUGACGCUGAAGAGUUUACUGGAUACGUACGAAUUCUACGAAGAGCUGCGAUGGCCGGUUACGCUAGGAUUCUUGACCUUCCUGCUGGUGCUGUGCAUCAUCCUGGUCAUCGGGGCCACGCGCAGUUCCCGCUGUGCACUGAUCUUCUUCAGCGUGUGUGGCCUGCUGGCCGUGACCGUAUGCUGGUUGCUUUCCGGGAUCUAUCUGGCCAGUGCUGUUGCACUGGGGGAUUUCUGCAUGAAACCGAACGAUUUCAUCUGUAGUCAGCAAAAGCUCAAGGACGUCCAGUACACGUACUGCAGCUCGGUUGGCACCAACCGGUACGUACUGCGGCUCAACGAAUCCAAAGACUACGUCGACCGGGCGAAGGAAUCGCUCGAUACGGUAACCCGAAUUGCCAUCGAUCUGUACCCUCGCUUCGAGAUGAGUUCGAAAAUUAAUCGACUGAAUGGCGAGCUGGACGACAGCAAACGGCAGCUGAUUGCCCUGUCGGCCAUGGCCGACCGGCGGGCCGUCAUGGAGCACUAUGCCAACGCUACCCGGGGUCUGUGCGAGGGUGGUCUGUUUGGGCUGACGCUGAUGCUGCUGGCCAGCUUGGUGUCGGCUGCCAUCCUCAGCCUGCUGGUGUGCGUCGAUUCGCACACCUGGAUCUAUCUGACUAAGAAACGCCCGUACGAGGACAAGUCGGAGACGGCACCGCUCUUCCCGGCAGGAGCGGCAACGGCAUCACCGGCGUCGGCACAGAUUACAUCCGGCACGAUGACGGUCAAUCGGACGCUGCUGCACGCCCAGGCCACGACCACCAGCAACGGGAGCACCAGCGGCCUGAUAGCGAGCAGCGGCCGCAACGGAACCACACACGGAUUGCGCGGGUUGGCAUCGUACAGUGGCGAUGAGUCGCCACCGCCAGAUUAUAAUGUUGUGGUGCAUGAUAACAGAGCAUCCGGGCACCACACCCUAGGUCGGUUACCUUCGCAGCAGGCCCACAUGGCCGGGCCGAACAACGGCAAGUACGCAACGCUUAGUAAACAGUGUAAAACGCUCGAAUCGAGCGACUUCUACUGAGAAUCGCCUGCCUGCAAUGUGUCAAGUGCAGGCAGCAAUAAACUAGGUGAGUUCGGAACUCCCGCAACUUCCCAUCACAACGCACCUCCCGCUAGAGUAGCUAACGAUUCGCCUGUCGAUACGUUUGCAGAUAAGAACCUGACAGCUUCAACCGCAACCCUCUCGGAGAAAGAUCCACGUGACAUUAGCAACAAUGGCUUCAACCGGUUCGACCCGAAGUACGUGAGUAUCGGUCCGAAGGCGAUCCGAGCUACCGGGAACCAGGCGACGGCCAAUGUGAACAAGUGUGCCACUCUGCGGGCCCAUGGCCGCUAUGCCAGUGGAGGACGAGGCACCAGUCCAAGUCCCCAUCUGAAGAGCGUCCAGCAGCCGAUGGUCGCUCAGUCGCAGUUCAAGCCACCGCAGACGCAACAUACUCAAUUGCUAGACAAGUCGGAUCGCCAGUUGAAUCAAACCAAGUUGAACAUCUCCACCGUCUCGAAAGACUACAAUCAAUCGUACUCGUGCGCAACGCUACCGUAUAAGAAGCCCAGUGGAUUCACCGAUACGACCACUACGUCAAUAUUGAAAAAGGAAAGUAACCUCGAUAGUAAACAUCAACAUCCAACCGUCUACAGCAUCGAUACGUCUCAUCAUCAGUCGGCAGCGCAGCCAUCAACCCAACAUCAUCGGUCUCUGUCGAGCACAAAUCAGCUGUACCACGAAACGGGAGCAGGAUCGGCCUUCGCUAGCCCACCGCCUUCGUCCGCGUCAACGGCUACCACCAAGAGUAACAUCUCGAUCAUCAACCAACCACUGCCAGAGAUUCCGACCGCGGCUCAGAGCAGCGGCCUGAAGAACAAUCAACAGCCACUGUGUGCCGCCACACUCAAUCAGUACCGAUCGCUGCAGCGACCGAGCAAGCAGCAGAGUUCGCUCAGCCUGAAGGAACCGUCUCCUCAACCGCAGCAUAACCAACUGCUGCUGCAACAGCAGCAUCUACUACAGCAACAACAACAACUGCAGCAACAGCACCAUCCACCACCGGUGCAACCGAAGCCAUCGAUACCGCCCAAGGUAACUCCCCCGAUGCUUCCGCCGAAGAACCGCCACAAAGACGACUCCCUGUACCAAUCCCGGACCUCGUCGGUCUCCUCCAGCACCAGCAGACCUCAGCAACCAUUACCUCAACCUCCCUCGCACCAGUCGUCUUCGUCUUCGCUGCAGUCCUAUGGUCACGUAACUGCCAGCGGCAAGACCAACUUCAACGCCAUACAGCUACAGCUGCAGAAUCAGCUGCAAUUCAAGCAGUACCAUCAACUGAUCCAGCAACCUUGGCAAAGGGAACAGCUAUCCAUGCCGCAGCAUUCGUCUUCGAUCGGUUAUCAAACUCAUGACUCCCGGUACGAUCAAAAGUCAAGCCGGAACCGGUCCUACUCCGGAAGCAGCGAGCGGGAACAACAUCAACAGCAACAACAGCUGCAAUACCAAAAAUCCAGCGGCAGCGAUAAGCAGAAGCAGAGUUACCAGACGCUACCGAAGAAUCAUCACCAUCUAGGCUCGUCAACUACGACCUCAUUCAGCACGCAAACUCAGCCGCAACUGCAACAGCAGGCUGUGCCACAUCAUCACCAUCAUCCCUUGCCGCAGCAACAGCUGCAACAGUUGCAGCAACAGCAACAACAACAACAACAGCAACAACAACAACAACAACAGCAGCAGCAACAGUCACAGCAGGCUGUGACUCAGCAACCGCAGCAACCGAAGAGUAUUCUAAGCAAAUCGCGAUCGAACGAAGCUCGUGAGCGUGAACGAGAACAUCGGGAGCGUGAGCGCGAGCGGGAACGUGAUCGCGAUCGCGAUCGGGAUCGGGACCGCGAUAGAGAUCGAGACCGAGACAGAGAGAGAGGGAGUUCUCAUCGUGGUCACAGUCAUGAGUAUCAUCACGAUUCGCGCUCGGAAAGCAGCAAGAAUCCGAACGUCUACUACCGAUCGUUGCAGCGCGGAGGACUACAGGCCAACAACGAUCUCUACUCGGUGACGGAAUUGUGAGAAAGGUUUGAUUUUUAAGUUUGUUUCUAGAUGUGUUUGGUUCGAGAGACAGCUCUUUCUCUCUCUCUCUCCCAUCGUUUACAAAGUUUGUUCGAACUGCCCUCCAUUUCGAUUCUUAUGAAACAGAACGAGAUUUAAUUCGUCAAACAGCAAAUACUGGUGCUGCCCGCGCUGAGGAGAGCCAUUUUUAAUAAUGGGGAAAUAACUUCACCAUUUGAGUUCCGCGACAAGAACUUUGACUUUGUGAUAAUUUCCGAUGGGUUUUUAAUCGAAGUUCCCCAUCUCCUCCUGAGUAGACGAGGAAAUAGAGGCACAACAAGGGCCGUAACGAAAACAAUACGUAACCAAACGAACACUAACACAAACACUACUGCAAAACAAAACAAACCGAAUCUCACACUCCCACACACAAAGACACAGAGAGACAUAAGCAGAAGCGCACUCAAACAAACAGGAAAAGAAAAUUCAAGCAGAUUUGUACAUAGUUGUAGACUGACGAUGUUUUUACGUAAAUUAUUGAAAAAAAAGAAACACUGUAGCGGGUUACAACUGAAUUUUCACAAAAAAAAAAAACAAAAGCACAGGUGACUUUCCGAAUAGACGAAAAAAAAAAUAAUCGAGCGAAAGCUCAGAGACGAAGCGAUUGUUGUUAAUGUUACUGGAAUGAUAUUCUUCAUUAUUAGAAGCAACAAACUACCAUACGAGAAAAAAAAACAAAAACAGAAAAAAUAGGUUAAAUUGAACUUGCAAUUCUCACUCUUCAUUGCAGGGGAAAAAACUAGAAAAACCAAAAAAAAAAAAGAA